Vicia villosa (hairy vetch) is the source of this 1014-nucleotide messenger RNA. RefSeq lists its product as uncharacterized. NCBI's taxonomy places the organism in Eukaryota, Viridiplantae, Streptophyta, Magnoliopsida, Fabales, Fabaceae. The transcript has a single exon. The record is from RefSeq and is a predicted model, not a curated record. Bases 1 to 1014 code for a protein of 337 amino acids.
AUGGUGAUUACGCAACCGGACGUUAAGAAAGGGGAUGUGAAACCAUGGGUAGAAAUUAUUCAAGGUAAUCGAGAUUUGAAUAGAGGAAUGGUCGUCGAGUUUGUGGCUCCACAACUCAUUAAUGGAAAAGAGAUGAUUCUCAUCGAGGAUAGUGAUGUGGCGGAUGAACUGUUGCAUUGGGAGAACGCGAUAAUUCUUUUUGCUCUGGGUGAGACAUUGUCUAUGCACGCGGUGAAGAGUUUUAUGGAGAAAUCAUGGAAUUUCGUCUCACUACCAGAACUGUAUUACAAUGAGGCUGGAUAUUUUAUUUUCAUAUUCAAAAGCUUAGAGGACCAGAGUAAAGUCAUGGAACAAGGACCUUACUUCAUAUACGGUAAACCUCUUUUCCUUAAGUACUGGUCUAUUGAUUUUGAACUUAAGGAUGAUCUGCUCAGGGUUCUUCCAUUGUGGAUCACUUUACCAAAUUUACCAUUACACCUUUGGGGAAAGAAGAGCAUCUACAAGAUUACUAGUGCUCUGGGGAGACCAAUCAUGACGGAUGAAUGUACGGCCCAAAAACUGCGCAUUUCUUAUGCCAGAGUGUUAGUUGAAGUUGACAUCACUAGACCUGUCAAGGAAUCCAUCUGUAUAAGCUUGAAUGGAAAAGAUUGGGAGCAGAAAGUUGAAUACGAAUGGAAACCCAAAUAUUAUCAAUCCUGUUUGCGUAUUGGACAUGACUGCGCAGUGAAGAAACCAACAGGAAAACAAAAACCUCAACAAAAAGCUUGGCAACCAGUCAGGAAGCAAAUUGUCCCUGUUGAGGAAGGUACAACUUUGGAGGUUGUGGUUGAUGAACCUGUGCAAGGAGAUAGUAAGAAAGCCACAUAUGAAGGUUGGACCCAAGUGAUAUCUAGAACUGAUAAAGCGAAAAAGAAGAUCAUAUUUACUCCCCCGGAGGAUAUGGAUGUACUGAAUGUGUUCACCCCACUGGGAAUUGGAGUUGUUCUUGCUGGGGAGAGCAGUACUUAUAAAUGA